CACUGAACAAGUCGACGAGCCACGUCAAUGCCUUGAAACAACAUCGUCCGUUUCUGAUGUGACCGAAUAAAAGCAACGAGUCCCCGACCGGACAUCAUCAUUGAGUGGUUUUGUUGCCCAUCAUCUGCAAAGCUCUCAUCUGCAAACUCAGACACCAUGGAUUCGAAAAACGUACCUCGCCAUCCACUCUCUCCGCUCACCUUCGCCGAGGCAGAACUUGCCAGGGACCUCAUCAAGGCGGACCACCCUGCGACUCUGCUUCACUUCCGUGUGAUCGAUCUCCAGGAGCCUCCAAAGGCCGAGCUCGUCCAGUUCCUCGAGCUGGAGCAUGCCGGGAAACUAGCAGCAACAACGCCGCGUCCCCCUCGCCUCGCCCAGGUGCACUACAACCUGGUCGAGCCCGGCGCCGCGUCAUCCGGCGGAGGCAAGGCCGUGUACAUGGAAGCGGUGGUCGACGUGGGAAGGAAAGAAAUCGUCCGCCGCACCACCGUCGAUUCCCAGUUCUUGGUUUCUCUAUGCCCGUGGGAGUUUGACCAUUUCCUCGACGUCUGCAUGGCAUCGCCCAUGUUCCAGGAACGCAUCAAGCAGUUUGUGUUGCCUCCUGGCUUCGAGGUUGUUGUGGAGCCCUGGCCGUACGGCGGCCUGGAAAAGGAUGACCCUCGAGGGCGGCGCUUCUUCCAAGGCCUGGUGUUUGCCGUGGACAAGAGCACGGGAAAUCCCGACUCCAACUUCUACGCGUUUCCGCUUCCCAUCAUUCCUGUUAUGGACUAUCAUCUCCGUCAGAUCAUCCGCAUCGACGAGCUUCCCACGGGAGGCGGCAUGGACCCUCUAGUCGUCGAAAAGCCUGCCACUGGGCCGGUGAUUGAUCACUGCCGGCCGGCCGAAUACGUCCCAGAGCUCGUCUCCGGGGGCACGCGGCAGGAUCUCAAGCCCCUGAGCGUGGUGCAGCCCGAAGGGCCUAGUUUCUCGGUGUCGGACGAUAACCUGGUGCAGUGGCAGAAAUGGCGGUUUCGUGUCAGCUUUAACAGUCGUGAGGGGGCUGUCAUCCAUGACAUCCACUAUGAAGGAAGGAGUAUUCUGUAUCGGCUGGCCAUGAGCGAGAUGACUGUACCUUACGCAGACCCGCGUUCUCCGUUCCAGAGAAAGCAGGCCUUUGACUUUGGCGACGGUGGCAUUGGGCACGUUACCAACAAUCUCCUCUUGGGUUGCGAUUGUCUUGGUGUAAUAAAGUAUUUUGACGGCAUCCUAGUGAGCCCCGAGGGCAACGUCAAAGUCGCCCGUAACGUCAUCUGCCUCCACGAGCAGGAUAACGGCAUUGGUUGGAAACACACUAACUGGAGGACUGGUCGUGCUGUUGUGACUCGCCGCCGGGAGCUGGUGGUCCAGUUCAUCAUCACUUUGGCGAAUUACGAAUACGUCUUCAACUACAAAUUCGACCAGGCAGGCGCCAUCACGGUCGAAGUGCGCGCGACAGGCAUUGUGUCCGUAGUCGGUAUCGACCCGGGGAAGACGGCCCCCUGGGGCAACGUGGUGUCUCCGGGCGCGUUGGCACAGAACCAUCAACACAUAUUCUGCGUCCGCAUCGAUCCCGCCAUUGACGGUCACGCCAACACGGUGGUCCAAAGCGAGUCACUGCCGGUACAGGUUGAUGCACGCACCAAUCCCCAUGGAAACUGGUACGAGGUGCGGGAGACCCCCAUUACCAGCUCGGCCGGCUUGGACGCCAAGAUAGAGAACGCGCGACUGUUCAAGAUCCAGAACCUGGAGAAAAAGAACACUGUGUCGGGUAAACCGGUUGGCUACAAGAUCGUACCCCCGGCCACACAGCUCUUGCUUUCGGAUCCCGAUAGCAUCCAAGCCAAGCGCGCAAGAUUUGCCCAAAAGCAUGUUUGGGUGACGAAGUACAAAGAUGACGAGCUGUAUGCCGCGGGCAAAUACCCGUUCUCCAGCGUCGAGGAGCACGGCGGAGUAAGGGAUGCCGCAGCGCGGAAGGAUGAUGUGGUGCAGACGGAUGUUGUCUUCUGGGUCUGCUUCGGACUGACGCACAAUCCCAGGGUUGAAGACUGGCCUGUUAUGCCUGUGGAGACUGUGGCAUUCCACAUCAGCCCUGUAGACUUCUUCACAGCCAACCCGGCCAUAGACGUGCCCCCCAGCAGCGAUCGUGUAUCCCAGCUCGCUGAUAAGCUGGCUUCGCACAAUGUCUCUGGUGAUGACAAGUGCUGCGGCGCAAAAGCGGACGUUGCAGUCUAACUUGGCCCAGCCGGAAUCAGCAUCGCCUGCAGGGGAUCUAUGGGCGAACGAACCGAGCAUUGGGUCGGGUCCUUCGACUUUUCUGCGCCAUAACGUUACACAAAGGUUGUUUAACAACACUCCAUGCGGGGGAAGCAGCGCAGUUACCUUGGAUCGUCU
Canariomyces notabilis is the source of this 2409-nucleotide messenger RNA. Its product is annotated as copper amine oxidase. The transcript has 5 exons. The record is from RefSeq and is a predicted model, not a curated record. NCBI's taxonomy places the organism in Eukaryota, Fungi, Ascomycota, Sordariomycetes, Sordariales, Chaetomiaceae. Gene Ontology annotation, molecular function: quinone binding; primary methylamine oxidase activity; copper ion binding. Gene Ontology annotation, biological process: amine metabolic process. The coding region runs from base 157 to 2250 and encodes 697 amino acids.